AUGUUAUACACAUACAACAGUCAUCAUUCCUCGUCGUCUACAUCAUUAAUAUCUCAAGAUCAAAGACAACAUUCGUCACGUUCCAAUCAGCAAUUACAUCGUUAUAGUCAUGAUCCAGUCUCAUCUAAUCUUCUCCAUCGUGACAUUCCACCUAUACUCAUUCUACUAUUUUUCUUAUUUCUUAUCAUUAUAACCUUAUCUCAAAUCCUUGUUGUGCAUACAUCUCGUUAUGGAGCGAAUUUUUCCUCGAUGCAAAAGAUUCAAGAAGAACUCAAACAAAUGGAUGAGAGUAUGGAAGCAAUGCUACGUGAUAAUGUUUUGCCGAUAGAACAGUGGCGUUUGUUAUUUCGAAUUCAAACAUAUAUAUCUCGUUUUGAAGAUUUGUUUGGUUUGUGGGAUAGUUCAACAACAGCUCAUGCAAAGUCGAUGUCAAAUAAAACGAAGAUUUCAACCAAAGAAUAUCAACGGUUGCAGUGGAAAUACGCAAAAACGAGAAAUAGCCAACUACGACAGAAUGCGAAACAACGAAACCGAAACUAUUGUUCAGAAGAGCCACGGCAUCUACACGGAAGAUUUCUCAAUGAAAAUUCAACAUUUCCGAAUGUGUCUUUGCAUGAAAUCGAAACAAAUUAUUCCAAUGUCAGAUCGGGUGGCCAGUGGUCACCUUCACAUUGUCUCGCACGUUAUAGGAUUUUGAUGAAUUUUGAGUAA
Molecule: messenger RNA, 711 nt
Organism: Adineta ricciae
Lineage: Eukaryota; Metazoa; Rotifera; Eurotatoria; Adinetida; Adinetidae
Source: the annotation of a GenBank genome assembly